UUGGCCGUGAUUUCAAUGAGUGAGUGUAGUAGAGGCUGAGCUCAGACUGAAGGGGGAAGGAGAGAGGCGACUGACUGACUGGGCUGAGAAAGGAACUACAGCAGGUAAAAUCAUGGAGCUCCGAGUAGGAAAUAAAUACAGACUGGGCAGAAAAAUUGGUAGCGGCUCAUUUGGAGACAUCUAUUUGGGUGCAAACAUUGCCACAGGAGAGGAGGUCGCCAUCAAAUUAGAAUGUGUGAAAACAAAGCACCCCCAGCUGCAUAUCGAGAGCAAGUUUUACAAAAUGAUGCAGGGCGGAGUGGGGAUUCCGUCAAUCAAAUGGUGUGGGGCGGAGGGAGACUACAAUGUGAUGGUAAUGGAGCUGCUGGGGCCCAGUCUAGAGGACCUCUUUAACUUCUGCUCUCGUAAGUUCAGCCUGAAGACUGUGCUGCUCCUGGCUGAUCAGAUGAUCAGCCGGAUUGAGUACAUUCACUCCAAGAAUUUCAUUCACCGGGAUGUCAAACCAGACAACUUCCUGAUGGGACUUGGAAAGAAGGGAAAUUUGGUGUAUAUUAUUGACUUUGGUCUGGCCAAAAAAUAUCGUGAUGCCCGGACACACCAGCAUAUCCCAUACAGAGAAAACAAAAACCUAACUGGGACAGCCAGAUACGCAUCUAUCAACACCCAUCUGGGAAUAGAGCAAAGCCGCCGUGAUGACUUGGAGAGCUUGGGGUAUGUACUCAUGUACUUUAACCUGGGAUCGUUACCCUGGCAAGGUCUGAAAGCUGCAACCAAAAGGCAGAAAUAUGAACGCAUCAGCGAAAAGAAAAUGUCCACGCCAAUUGAGGUGCUCUGCAAAGGCUACCCAUCUGAAUUUUCAACAUAUCUUAAUUUCUGCCGCUCCCUUCGGUUUGAUGAUAAGCCUGACUACUCGUACUUAAGGCAGCUCUUCCGCAAUCUCUUCCAUAGACAAGGCUUCUCCUACGAUUAUGUCUUUGACUGGAACAUGCUCAAAUUUGGUGCUGCUCGGAACCCAGAGGACUUGGAUAGGGAAAGAAGGGAACACGAUCGGGAAGAGAGAAUGGGACAAUUGAGGGGUUCUGCCACCCGAGCGCUACCCCCUGGUCCCCCUGCUGGAGCAGCUCCCAACCGUCUAAGAAAUGGAGCAGAACCAGUAGCCUCCACACCAGCAUCACGGAUCCAGCAAAGUGGUAACACAUCUCCCCGAGCUAUCUCACGGGUGGACAGGGAACGCAAGGUCAGCAUGAGGUUACACAGAGGAGCUCCGGCAAACGUCUCUUCUUCUGAUCUCACAGGAAGGCAAGAAGUGUCACGGAUUUCAGCAUCACAGGCCAGUGUACCGUUUGACCACCUUGGAAAAUGAGAGCUGCUACUGGACCAGUUUGCUUAGUGUCUUCACUGUAUUUCAUUUUCUUUUAACCAGUUUUUUGUUUUGCCAAUGAAGAGAGCCACGCCCAAGAUGCUGGUUCUGGCGCCGAACUAAUGCGUCACGGAAGGGUGGGCUUCAGAGCACCAGCUCCCCUCCCAAGUAUACUGGCAGUCCAGGACAGAGGAUCUUCUUCCUGCUAUUUCCAAACUGAACACUACAUAAACUGUAUAUAUAUAUAUUUUUUUCUUUUUAGCUAAUCUCCCCCACUCCCCCCCAAAAAAAUGAACACUGCAUUUUACCGUUUCCUCUCAAAUGUAGCUGUAUUUACUUUCCCCUUCUCAGAUUUAAAGGGUGGGGACAGAUUUAAGUGGUUUUUAGAAAGUUGGAGGCCUCAGUCACUGGCUUGGACGUUCUCGGCAGCCUUUCUAGGACAUGGAAGCCAGGCUGGACUGCAUUCCCCAUAUCCACGUGUCUCUGACAAUGGAGAAGAGUGCAUGCAGUUUUUCUGUGGUUUGAGUUGGGAUAUUCGUGGCUCUAGUGACAAAACAGACUCAGGAAUGUCCCUAAGCCACAGUGGAGGCCAAGGUUGUUUUUAGCAUGCGCUUGAUUCCCAAGACCCUGUAGCAUGGGUUACCAAGGAAUAAGUGUAGCUUGCCUAAACAGCUGGUGCGACUACCAUAGCUGUUUUGGCAGUUUUAUUUCAAAGUCAUAAUGUAUUUUAUUAGUUAAUAUUGUUGGGUAUUCCCCACUGUGGCUGCUAGUGGUUUGUGGUUUAUUGCUUCUAAAACGUAAAAAGAAAUAUAAAUAUAAUUUAAAAAAUGCACAUCCUUUGAUUCACCCCUCAACCUACCCACUCCUGCUACAAGAAGAGACUGGUUGCUUUCUGAAUUCCAUAACGAAGACUGUGAAGGUGCAUAAGACAUUUUAAUGAGGAUUGUAUAAUAUAUAGUUGGGAGGUGCCCGAGAGAAUGGGAUAUUGAAUGUGGAGAUGGUUUCUUUCCAUGUCCUGGACAAAGCCCACUUUGCACCACUUGAGGGCGCCAUGUACUUAGUUCUCUCUCACCCUCCAAACUGUUUCAAUAUUUAACUAUCAUUUGUUUCCUAAUUUAUUUACAAUAUAUUCUUUUCUUUUUUUAUUUGUGGUAACUUUUAUUACUUUAUAAUUUUUAAAAAAAAAAGUGCAAAAAAAAAAACCAUUUGGGGGGAAAAAUACGCAACUUUUUUGGGGGGGUUUUGUACUUCUGUGUAAAUAUAGACUUUUUUCAGCUUCAAUGUGUUUGUUAAUUUGAGGUAAUAAAGUAGAAAACGAUAAAGUGAAUUAAA
This is a messenger RNA of Bombina bombina (fire-bellied toad), 2692 nucleotides long. It is a transcript of the gene CSNK1E, whose product is annotated as casein kinase 1 epsilon. Bases 113 to 1363 code for a protein of 416 amino acids. The record is from RefSeq and is a predicted model, not a curated record. Gene Ontology annotation, biological process: signal transduction; endocytosis; peptidyl-serine phosphorylation. Gene Ontology annotation, cellular component: nucleus; cytoplasm. Gene Ontology annotation, molecular function: ATP binding; protein serine/threonine kinase activity. The transcript is spliced from 11 exons. Lineage: Eukaryota; Metazoa; Chordata; Amphibia; Anura; Bombinatoridae.